GCGCAGGGUUGGGCGGUCAACCAAUGUCCUUGGAAAGCACAACAAAGCACUUGUUCACAGACACAGAACCGUCUCUGCGCGUGGGACGGGACGAAAGAGGGAGCCACCACAUCUAAAGCAGGUCACUAAUAAAGAGGUUAAUUUCGUUGCCCAGUUUAUUUCAACCUCUCUGGUCUACAUCUUUACGGAUACAAAGUAAACUUGCAAAACAACGGUGAUUUCGGCACUGCCUUAAGCGCCAACACCCGUCUGUUUUUCCCCUUCUACUUUCAGGUCCCUGCCAUCUUUGAGAGAUGUUUGAGAAGCAGCGUUACGACAGCCCUCCCGUCUACAGUCCUCCAUACAGCCCGGCCUCCAAUGGCUACGGCCCCCCACAAAGCUACCACCCGCCCAGGAGUGAGUUUGACCCCUACCCACCCCCACCGGGCUCCUACUACAUGGAAGAGAAGCCCCAACACUUCUACAAGUGGCUCUCUCCUCCUGGCAUCGUCAAGGCCAUGUUUGGCACCAUCAUAGUGCUCUGUGUGGGGAUCUUUGCCUGUGUGGCCUCCACGCUGGUCUGGGACAUGCAGUACGGGAUGGGGGGGAUGGGCUCCUACGGCGGAGGGAUGGGCUAUGGCGGUGGUUAUGGGGGAAUGGGCGGCGGUUAUGGCUCCAGCUACGGCUCUGGCUAUGGAGGAGGCUAUGGAGGAGGCUAUGGAGGAGGCUAUGGUAACUAUGGUAACUCCUACCCGACACCUUACUCGGCCAAAACCACCAUGAUAGCUAUGGCGGCCAUCAACUUCUUUGUGGCGCUGGGAUUCUUCGUGGCCAGUUUCUCUAAAUCGACCACGUUCAGGAGCAGGAAGUUCUUUCUGGUGGUUCUGGUGGUCAGCGUCAUCAUGGCUGUCAUCCAGGGCAUCAUCACCAUUGUGUACAUCGUGGGGGUGAACCCAAUGGCCCAGAGCUCUCAGAACAUGAUGUACAACCCCAUGCUGUUGAUGUGCCAGAACCUGUACGGAAGCAGCUAUUCUAAUAUGGGAGGAGUCGGGGGUUUCGGCAUGUAUAACCAGUACCUCUAUCACUACUGCUACGUGGACCCACAAGAGGGUGUAGCCAUGGUGUGUGGGUUCCUGGUUACCGCUGCGUUGGUCGUGGCUGCUUUCUUCUCACACAAAACCAGAGGCAAGAUCUGGCGCUACGGCAAGCCCAACAUCUACUGGGAACAGCCCCCUGAGACUGGAGGCCUAGUUUCUGAAGGCAGAGAUGUGAAGGACUGGGUUAACAAUGUGGAGGACGGACAAAGUACAGAGGAUGCACCUACCGUGGUGCUGUCAGAGAAGUCCGUCCCCCUCAAUGCCUCAGCCAAUAGCAUCAUCUCCUACCCAACCAAGGCUGACAGCAGGGUAUACACUGGAGACACUUACAACAACAAUGUGUAUUCGGAGCAUCUGGCUAGCCGUCCCUCGGACCAGCCCUCCCAGGGGGCCAGUUCCAGCCCCUCUGAGGAGGCAGGGGGGGUCAGGAAGCCCUCGGCCAAAAGGGGCAAGAGGAGCCGGCGCAACCCUGAGCUGGACGAAUCACAGUACGAAACCGAGUACACCACGGGAGGAGAGACUGGCAACGAACUGGACCCAGAGGAGUGGGAGAGCGUCUACCCAGAGAUAAUGUCAGACGGCCAGCGUCAGGAGUACAAGAGGGAGUUUGAUGCCGACCUGAGGGAGUACAAACACCUGUGUGCUGAGAUGGACGACAUCAGUGACCAGAUGAACAAACUCAGCAGGCAGCUGGACACACUGGACGAGACCUCCGCCCAGUACCAGGUUGUGGCAGAGGAAUAUAAUCGACUGAAAGACGUUAAGAGGACACCAGACUACCAGGCUAAGAAGUUGGAGUGUCGCAGGCUGAGACACAAACUGUUCCAUAUCAAACGUGUGGUCAAGGCCUACGACAAGAGCCUUUCUUAAAGGCACGCUCUCCCUCCAACCCAAUCCACCCCCUCCUCUGUUGUCAUGACAACACAACACUCCUGGACUAAGACUAUGCAGAACACUGAGAUUACGUAGAACGUUGAAAACCAAAGCUGCCUUCUUGGCACGCACACACACACACUGUGAACACACACACAUCCACAUCCCUGCAUGCACACAUGCUCAUACACACACAUUCAUCCAUCAAUAAAAAGGACGAAUAACAGAUCCACACACACACACCCGCACACCCACAAAAACACUCACACACAUGCACACACACACACACCCACACACACAA
Messenger RNA from Coregonus clupeaformis (lake whitefish), 2250 nucleotides. Its product is annotated as occludin. Bases 294 to 1946 code for a protein of 550 amino acids. Gene Ontology annotation, cellular component: transcription elongation factor complex; bicellular tight junction; membrane. The record is from RefSeq and is a predicted model, not a curated record. Gene Ontology annotation, molecular function: cis-regulatory region sequence-specific DNA binding. The transcript is spliced from 8 exons. Lineage: Eukaryota; Metazoa; Chordata; Actinopteri; Salmoniformes; Salmonidae. Gene Ontology annotation, biological process: snRNA transcription by RNA polymerase II; positive regulation of transcription elongation by RNA polymerase II; bicellular tight junction assembly.